Messenger RNA from Durio zibethinus, 2294 nucleotides. Its product is annotated as putative serine/threonine-protein kinase At1g01540. The record is from RefSeq and is a predicted model, not a curated record. NCBI's taxonomy places the organism in Eukaryota, Viridiplantae, Streptophyta, Magnoliopsida, Malvales, Malvaceae. Gene Ontology annotation, molecular function: protein kinase activity; ATP binding. Gene Ontology annotation, biological process: protein phosphorylation.
GCUUCUCCCACUCUUGAGACAUCCUUCUCUCUCUUUAAUGAGCUCAUAUCAUCGUUCCCUUCAACAGUUCCACUCUCGCUCCUCCUCCUCACAUUCGCCCUUUACUUCCCUUCAUUUCUUGACAAAAAAGAUUACUUGAAUUUGACCCUUUUUUAGGCACAAAAGAAACAAAAAGCAAGUAACUUGAAAGAACAAGAAGAAGAAAAGACAACAGAGAUAAUGUCUGAUUAUUCAUUCUUAAACGAUCAGCUCUCAAAACGCACCUCAAUUUUCGGUUUGCGUUUAUGGGUUGUUCUUGGAAUCUGCGUUGGAGCUGCUAUUGUCAUUUUUCUCUUCCUUAUCUCCCUUUGGUUCACUUCUAAACGCCAAAACAAAGCUACCGGCAGCAGCAGCAGCAACAACAACGUUAAGCCUACUCAUAACCCUACUAUCCCCAACGUUUCUAAAGAGAUUCAGGAAAUUCGGGUAGACCGAUCUCGUCAUUCUAACCAGGACCUUAAGCUUAACCAAGCUUCAAACCCGGACCCACUUCCAGAAUCCGAGUCUGUAUUGGUUCUUCAUUCAGAAGAGGACAGCAGCCCUGUUUCUGGGCGCAACAGAAUUCACAUUGAGAUAGGAAAGGAUCAUCGGAUUGCAUAUCCUGAACCUGGAACCGGGUCGGGUCAUGGAUCGGGUGAGGCACGGUCUGGUGAUCAGGGGAUGGCGAUUAUGGCGGUUCCGGAAGUUUCCCACUUGGGGUGGGGACAUUGGUAUACUUUGAGAGAGCUUGAGGAGUCUACUAAUGAUUUUGCGGCUGAAAAUGUGAUUGGUGAAGGCGGUUACGGAAUUGUUUACCGUGGCGUUUUGGAAGAUAAUACUAAAGUCGCUAUCAAGAAUCUGCUAAAUAAUAGGGGUCAAGCUGAAAAGGAGUUUAAGGUUGAAGUGGAAGCAAUUGGACGCGUACGGCAUAAGAAUUUGGUGAGGUUACUUGGUUAUUGUGUGGAAGGAGCUCAUAGGAUGCUUGUUUAUGAGUACGUUGACAAUGGGAAUUUAGAACAAUGGCUUCAUGGAGAUGUUGGGCCUUGCAGCCCUCUUACAUGGGAGAUCCGUAUGAAUAUAGUGAUUGGAACUGCAAAAGGGUUGACAUAUCUGCAUGAGGGACUUGAGCCUAAGGUUGUUCAUCGUGAUAUCAAGUCAAGCAACAUUUUGCUUGAUAAGCAGUGGAAUCCAAAAGUUUCUGACUUUGGCCUAGCAAAGCUCUUGGGUUCAGAGAGGAGUUAUGUGACAACUCGUGUGAUGGGAACAUUUGGAUAUGUGGCUCCUGAAUAUGCUAGCACUGGCAUGUUAAAUGAGAGAAGUGAUGUAUACAGCUUUGGCAUUCUUCUUAUGGAAAUAAUUUCAGGAAGAAAUCCGGUGGAUUACAGCCGGCCUCAAGGAGAGGUAAAUCUGGUCGAGUGGCUUAAAUCGAUGGUUACCAACCAGAAUGCAGAGGGUGUUUUGGAUCCAAGGUUGCCACAAAAGCCCUCUUCCAGGGCACUGAAACGAGCCCUUUUAGUCGCUUUACGCUGUGUGGACCCAAAUGCUCAGAAAAGGCCAAAAAUGGGGCAUGUGAUUCAUAUGCUUGAAGCUGAUGAGUUCCCGUUUAGAGAUGACCGCAGAGCUGGACGGGAAAACAUGCGAUCACUACAAGAUGGUGUAAAGGAUAGAUUGACUGACAAACGAGAACGUGUAAAUGAAUCAGGUGAUAGUAGUGGGUAUGAAAGUUGUGCCCGAACUAAUAGAUUGUUAUGGAGAAAACAAGAAUCUGAAGAUCUUGCAAAUUCAUGAUAAGGUGAAUUGACCCAACUUCUUUAGCUGAUUAUUUUCAUCCAGAGCCAGCUCAGGCAAACAGCACUUUCACCUCUGUAUGUGUAUAAUUCAUGAUGUCUUUAAAUGCUUUAUUUUUUUAGAUUGUGUUGAAUAGAUGCAUGUAAUACCGUUUCUUCCUAUAUUUCAUCAAUCAUUAAAAUGAUGUUAUUAACAUAAGAAGUAGCGAUAUUUUGCCAUGCUCCGAUGCCGAAGGACAUGUUGCCAUGUUACUGUUUAUAAUGCUAAAUACCAACUAUUAUUUUGUUUACUUCAUUAGUUGUUAGGUACUCAGGUAAACAAAUCCAUUUCUCUUGUUUCCCAAGCUUGCUUAUGAAAAUUAUAGUGUUGGUACGAACUGAUAAUUCUUAUUCGAAACUGGGAUUACCGAAUUAUUAGAACCAAAGUAGGAACAAAUGCAAAAUCCAAUUUGUACACAUGAAUCUAUUAAUUUCUUUGUAAUCUCAAUU